AUGAAGCUGGUUGUCGCGGGGUCCACGGGCUUUCUGGCGGGCGAGAUCAUUCGCCAGGCGCUCUCGAACCCCACCAUCACCUCCGUCGUCGCCCUUGGUCGCCGCCCGGCGCCCGAGCCGCAAAAUGCCGGCCCGAGUGCCGACGCAUCCAAGCUCAAGUCGGUCAUCCUGGAGAAUUUCGACACUGAGUACUCGGAGAGCGUGAAGAAGGAGCUGUCAGGUGCUGAUGCUUGCAUCUGGACCAUCGCCAUCACGCCAUCGCAGUACCGGUCAUUUCCCUGGGAGCAAGUGGUCAAAGUGUGCCGCGAUUAUGCCCUCAGAGGCGUCGAAACCAUCUCCCAACUGCCCCGUGAUGGCCAGGGAAAACCCUUCCGCUUCGUCUACGUCAGCGGGAACAAUGCCGAGCGCGAUCCCAAUAAGAAGCCCAUGAUACUGGGCGACUACUGUCUCAUGCGUGGCGAAGCCGAAGCGCGUAUUCUCGAAUACGCAAGCAAAUCCAACGGCACCGUCGAGGCGUGCAUUGCCAAGCCUGGCGUUAUCAACGGCCCCGGGAAGGAGUCGACCCUGUUCAAACGCGCCUUCUUUUCGCUUAUUGGUGUGCCCAAGAUCCACGUCAGCGAGAUCUCGGCUGCGUUACUAAGCCAGGUUGUGAACGGGUUUGAGAAGGACACGUUGAUGAGUGAGGAUCUGUCGAGGAUUGGGCAGAAGGUUUUGGCCGAGAAGAAAUAG
Canariomyces notabilis is the source of this 729-nucleotide messenger RNA. RefSeq lists its product as uncharacterized. The coding region runs from base 1 to 729 and encodes 242 amino acids. NCBI's taxonomy places the organism in Eukaryota, Fungi, Ascomycota, Sordariomycetes, Sordariales, Chaetomiaceae. The transcript has 3 exons. The record is from RefSeq and is a predicted model, not a curated record.